GAGCACUUCUGCUUAAUGCCGCAAAGGAUAUCGAAAUGCUAGAAUGUCCGCCAGAGAGUAAGAAGCUGAUGGUUGGCGAGAAACUGGAACUGCAAUGGAAAUACAAUGUAAAAGUAUCGGAACGAAAUCAAUGGAAGAUUAGCUUGUAUGUAUUUAAUAACACUAACAACGCGAAAAACACGCUGUUAGUAUUGGAUCGGUCUGGGAAGAUUAUUGUCCGGCAGUCGUUACCUCUCGUGUAUCAACGGAUUGAUCUGAAACUUUCCCACAACAUAGCUAGAAUUUCUAUACCUACAACUACCUUCGACGACACUGCAGGGUAUGGGAUUAACUUCAAACCAAGUACAGGAAAGAAUUCCCUUCAAAAGGUCACUGAU
Messenger RNA from Paramuricea clavata, 377 nucleotides. The record is from the annotation of a GenBank genome assembly. NCBI's taxonomy places the organism in Eukaryota, Metazoa, Cnidaria, Anthozoa, Malacalcyonacea, Plexauridae.